Messenger RNA from Periconia digitata, 782 nucleotides. The record is from the annotation of a GenBank genome assembly. Lineage: Eukaryota; Fungi; Ascomycota; Dothideomycetes; Pleosporales; Periconiaceae.
CUUCCUCUACUCACAACUUCAACUCAAGAGUUAAAUCCACAAUUGCAACUACCCAACCACAAACAAGCAACAGAACUUAUCGAAUAUCUACACGAAAAACCUAUACAAUGGAGUCAAUGCUGCUAGAUGAUGUCAUGAAAAAGUUGGUCUCGGCUCUCACGAUUUCCCUAGUAGAAGCGCUUCUCACGAAGGUUCACAUCGAGAUCUGGAAGCCAGGCGUCGAAAUUUGGGAAAACCAAACCACCUCGGAUGUCCUAGAUUACAUCUUCUCGAUGCUGGUAAACCCCAAUUUCCUGACAUUAGUCAUCGGCGUCCUGAUGGCGCUGUAUGACUAUGCGCCGAUGCAGUCUUCGGAGCACCGGCCGUUUACAACUGUCCCGACGAUGGGCUGGAGGCAGAUCACGUCUUACGCGCUCAUUCCUCUGUUGUGGGUUCAAGUUUGGGAGCUGAACCGUAAUCCUGAGGUGUCGUCGACUAUUCCGUUGUGGCAACACUGUCUUUAUUAUAUGAUGGUCGGAACUGCUGCAUUAUUAAGCAUGCGCCAAAUCGGUUACUUCACUCAUAGAGCUUCUGUCUUGAAGUACUCGUUCGCGAUUAUGGGGUACAUUUUGCCAAUUCUGUAUAUCCUGGAGGGUCUUGCGCUUGAACCGCCAAGGGUAGACGCAGGAUGCGUGGCACGAGGGGUCAUUGUGCGGCGCAUGGGAUACACGAGACCCACGGCAAAAUGGCUCAUGGAAAACGCAGGAUGCGAGUUAUCUCAAUUGGGGACCAAAAACUAUUAG